CCGUUUUUGAAAAGCUGGCAAACUUAUCAUCACGGCCAUGAAUAUCAUUUCAAAAUUUUUGUCAACUUUAGAAGAUCUCAAAAACAAAAAUUUUCGCUAGCUUGUGGGCAGACGAAACGAAUGGAUCAGGAGUACAAACUCUUAUUGAAUCACCAAAGUAUCGCGAGUAAUGGAACAGUUCACGUCAAGAUUUUUGCAGAAAACGCAGCAGCAAGAAGACGCCACAGUGCCAACAAGAAUACGUUGCAUGCAACAGCUUUGUGUUGACAUUGAGGCGAAUGACAAGAGAACGCUACAAGGAGCAAUGAUGCCCAUUGAUAACUUAUUAGGUUAUCUACACAAUGACAGUAAAUUCGAGCAAAUGCAUGAGCAUAUGCAGGGAUCAAAUCUUAUUUACAAUCUAACUACGCCGAGUCUGAGCUCUGGCUAUGGCGGUUACGAGGUACAACAGUUAUCCGGUGACAACAAUUCAUCGCCCAGCGAACUCAUCACAGCACUGAGGUCCGCGAUCGAAGCUCUCGAGAGAAGCCCGGGUGCCAACGAGCAGGUUGGCGAUGCCGCAGCCACCAGAAUGGAAAGUGACACCAGAGAACCGACGUUCCCAUUGGAACAAAGAUCGCCACAGCCCACUGGCAAUAACGAACUGCAAGCACUGACGGAUCUGGUGCGUCAGACAAUGUUUCGACUGGACAACUACAUGGCACUGCAGGCCGAGCAGCAGACGCAGCAGUUCGAUCUCGACCCGUACCUGAUGCCAGAGUUGCCAGCAAAUCCACCGAGUUUUAUGAAUCCUCUAAAGCAGCUUAAUAUGUGGCAACAGCUGAAGACGACGCCGUCCAAGGGUAGAGUUAAGCGCACAGUGAAAGUGAUGCCUGUGCAGCCGCUGGUCAUCAUGCCGCCAACGCCUCCGCCACAGUCGACGCCUGCCCCUGAACGUUACCGUCUGCGACCACGUAAAAAGCGAGCUACUGCUGCUGCUGCUUCUGCGAUUGAAGUGCCAAAGGAGGUAAAGGAGACGAAGCGGGACAGCGGCACAACGAUGUGGUGUCCUAGCGAAUACUGUCAACAUUUUUGCGGUGUCAACUGUGCUCCAAACUUCAAGUCGGAUGACAGUAUUAUGUGUCCGCAUCAUCAUCAACUGCACUCCAGCCAGGACACUAUUCCGGGUAAGACAGUGCGUUGUGCAGCGGGCACUAGGCAUCAACCAGAGAUGUUAGAGGAGCAUCUUCCACAGCCCAGUGAGCAAAGCAGCCUGCUCGAUGACUGGUAUGAGACGGCGCAACGCAGCCUUGCCGAACUGGAAACGGAAAAGAUUAAUUAUACGAACAUGUCAAGCUGCGAAAAACUCCAACAAACCGAUUCUUGUGAGACAGUCAGUGAAGCCACGGACACCGAGAAUCUGCAAACCAAGGACUUCAUUGCCACCACAGACAAAGGCGUCAAUACCACCAGUAAUGUAGAAAAGCCAAUGAAGCUGGUGCGCAUUUACAAGUGUUCCGCACUCCAGGCGAAGAAAAGUCCAAGCAAAAGCCAAGGCAAGGUCAGGUUUGUCAAGGAUACGGUAAGCAAGAGCGAGACUCCCUACAGCAGCAGCAGCAAGGAAUCAACUGCAAUGAGGAGAACACCUGUAGCCAAGAGAACAUCAGGAGGUGCCACAUCCAUGGCAUCGACAGCAACCUCAGCUUAUCCCAGGAAAAGUUCAGAAAGUGUCAAUCAGGCGGCAACCAUGGCACAACCUUCGUGGCCGGCGCUUACCAAGCUGCGUGUGCUUAGCACAAUGAGCGAGGCCACCGAAGACUCCCAAAGGCGUCGCUGUAGGCCAUCGGAGACGGCCAGGUUUCAGCAGAUGCUCGAAGAUGAGGAGCAGAAAGCCAAGGAAGCCAAAGCCAAGGAGUUUGCCAAUCGCUUCGGCCGCUGCAAAGGCGGCACCAUUGCCAAGUUCGAUACGCUGCCAACAUAUCCCAGCGGCUGGACACAGGUUGCCAUGAUGGAAUAGUCAAGAUUGGAGAUUGUGUCACACAUUUAGUACAUUUGGAAUUUCAUCAGCCAGUAGGGGGCAAUGGAUUGAAUAUAUGCCGAACACAAUCAAGUUCGUGGAUGAAAGCAGGACGCAAAAUCGUACAAUGGCGACAGGCUUAGAACAGGAGAUGGAAGAACCAGUUCAGCAGCCUAACCUUUGCAGAGAAGAACAGAUAGCUCCGACGACGGGACAGAAACAACAUCAGCACAAAGAGAGCACAAGUUCUUUUGUACCUUCACAGCACGGCAACGGACAUGCUUUCGAUCUUGGUAGCGUUGCUAACUUAGGUUCUUCAAUUCCAAUCAAUUGUUGGCAUCGAUUCAAUGCGCAUCCGUCAACAUGGCAAGAGGAAGUGCUGCCUAAAAUUGAUCCAGAAGCGAGAAGUUAUGAGUCCAACGCACAGUGUGCUUCGCAAUCGCAAUUGCCCCAAGCGGGUUCUACCUGGCCAUCUAAUGAUCAGGUUUCUCCAGCCCAAAGCGCAUCUCAAGGACAAUUCAGGACUUAUGGCAACCCGAUGGUGCAACAGCAUCAGCCUAGGCCAACCAUCUUAGUCAUAGUCGUCAACAAACAUGGCGAGUCUUCUGGAGGGGUUCCUGGCGUCGCCUCUGGCGGAGUUCCUGGCGGAGCUUCUGGCGGAGUUCCUGGCAGAGCUUCUGGCAACUAUCAGCCGCCCAUACCUUAUCCUAUGACGGAAUAUCAAGUUAAUUAUCAGC
Drosophila albomicans is the source of this 2733-nucleotide messenger RNA. RefSeq lists its product as uncharacterized. Lineage: Eukaryota; Metazoa; Arthropoda; Insecta; Diptera; Drosophilidae. Bases 170 to 1996 code for a protein of 608 amino acids. The transcript has 2 exons. The record is from RefSeq and is a predicted model, not a curated record.